CUUCGGGCAGCCAUGCGGGUACUGGUGGGUGGGGGGACCGGCUUCGUGGGCACAGCCCUGACCCAGCUGCUGCGGAGCCGCGGCCAUGAAGUGACCCACGUCUCUCGGCAGGCGGGCAAGGAUCGGAUCAGCUGGGAGCAGCUGUCCCAGUCUGGAUUGCCCCAGUGCGAUGCUGUGGUGAACUUGGCUGGUGAAAAUGUCCUCAACCCUUUCCGCAGAUGGGGCGAUGCCUUCUGCAGGGAGAUCAUCAGAAGCCGCGUUGAGACCACCAAGACCUUGGCCAAAGCCAUUGCUGAUGCUGAGCAGCCACCCCAUGCUUGGGUCGUCGUCACCGGCGUAGGCUAUUACCGCCCUAGCCCCACAGCGGAAUAUACUGAGGACAGUCCUGGGGGGGACUUUGACUUCUUUUCACGCCUGGUGAGCUCCUGGGAGGCUGCAGCUCUCAUCCCUGGGAGCCCAGCUCGUGGUGUUGUGGUGAGAUCUGGAGUAGUGCUGGGCCAAGGUGGUGGUGCAAUCUCUCAAAUGAUCUGGCCCUUCCGCCUUGGACUAGGAGGCCCAGUGGGCUCUGGGCUCCAGCCCUUCCCCUGGAUCCACAUUCGGGACCUGGCUGGGAUUGUGUGUCAUGCCCUGGAGACUGAGGGUCUCCGAGGUGUCUUCAACGGUGUGUCUCCAUCCUCCCCUGCCACCUCCAAUGGCACCUUUGCUCGGGAGCUUGCUGCUGCCCUGGGGCGCCCAGCGCUGCUGCCCAUGCCUGCUUGGGCUGUGCGGGCUGUCUUUGGUGCAGAGCGGGCUGUGAUGCUGCUGGAAGGCCAGAAAGUGGUGCCAAAACACACCCUGGAGAGUGGCUACAGCUUCAUCUUCCCAGAUCUACCAGGAGCACUGAAGGACAUCGUGUCUUGAGGACUCCUCGGUUGGGCUGGGUUGGGCCCUGUUUCUGUGAGCAGCCUGGCUCAUGUGCCUUCCCCUGGGUGAAAGAGGCAAGCCCUGCCCCUUGUUGACACUUCCCUACUACUGUACAAAGAUGAGCAAUCUGUUCCCUUUCUGUCUCCCUUUGUGCAUCCCCAGUUUAGGAGUCAUCCCUCUUACUGUCAUCUGCAGUCUCCACAGGACCUGCUUUUGGGCAGGGGAAUGAGCCCCUCUGAGGGUUGUGACUGCUGAAUCUGAUCUGCCAUCUUCCCUUUUCCCCUCAUGCUGAUCCCUCAGUGGCUGGCACUUAGUCCUUGCAGCACAAAUACAUGGGAUAGAGUGAGGUUACACAGCAUUAUGAAAAGGUUUUGUAAGAAGACAGGACACACUGUGGUGAUAAAAUGCUGAGUUCAGCCAGGCCAGUACUGACUGGCCCUGGUUUACACCCAACCCACCUCUUUUAUACCCCUUUUCUGUCUACCUCCUCUUUGUUGCUCCCAGUUUCUCCUCCCCUGCACGUUCCCUCCACAGGUAAUGUGGUCCCACUAACUCCAUCCAACAUCCUGGGCACUCAGGUUUGCAUCCUUACCAGUUGCUAACUCCUUGUUGUCUAUAGCUUCUGGAGAGCUCAUCAGCAGAGCAAUCAGGUGGUCAGGCCCAGGCAGCAUGGGUUUAUGAAAGGCAGUUUCUGCUCACGAAGCCUGAUCUCCUGUGGCAAAACAACCUGCUCAGUGGAGGAGGGAAAGGCUGUGGAUGUUGUCUACCUUGUCUUCAGUCCAUGACCCAGUUGUGUAGCCCCAUCUCUCCUAAAUGGAGAGAAUUGGUGUCUCAGCCACCAGAGCUUAGGAUGUCUCCAGCUACUGUCCACCUCUGGUCCCUCCAGUAACCAAUGCUUCCAGUUAUCAUGCACACAGCUGGUAUAGAGCUCUCUUCACUUACUCAGCUGCCUGGAUAGUUGCUUACACAUUUAUACAACCUUGCUUGCUCGGUGUGCUCGCACCACAGACACGGGCCUUGUGUCUCCAGUUACUGCACUCAGGCCCCCACACACAUGCACACAGAAUACAGUGUUCACCCAGGACGAUAGUUAGCAAUGAAGUUUAAUAAGACAGAAGAGACUGCGCUAAGCAAAGGGCAGGGCCAGACAACUGCACUAACCAGGACGUGGUUCUUCCCAUGAAUAUCCUGUAAUAAAUCUUGUACAAUCCUGAGAUGCUUUUCACCUUCAUUCCAUGUGUCUAGGCCGUUAUGCCCAUAGGCAGUAACUGUCUCAGAUGACCCAGAAAGCUACUGCCACUGAUUGACCAGAAUGGGUAUCACCCUAAUAGCAUGGGGCUGAUUGCUCUGCUGCUACUGCCCUAGGAAGAGCUGAUUUAGGGUGUCUUGUUUCUCUGGUCAAGUUAGUGUAGUUUCUCUACGUGUUGCUGGGCCUCUGUGUUCACCUCUGUGUGUGGAGACCAGCUUUUUAUUGUAUAACCAACAAGAUGCACUUAGCAAAGGAGCAGAGAAGAGCCUGAACCCAGCAGGGCUGUUAAACAUUUUGUAUAAUCACUUCUCUGAAGGCUUUACUGAUAAGGCCAUCCUGUAGCAAUAACAACUUACAUUUCAGAGGACAGCUGAAUACAAGAUCCAGGACAGUAGCUUUGUAGACAGGAAAGGUAUUAUUUCCAUUUUCUAAUCCUGCAAAGGGGAGAAGUGACUACCAUGAGUGCUCCGUCUGGUUACUGAGCUUGGGAACUGCUCAGGCUUCUCUGGGAUGUAGAGAAAGGUGUAAAGAAAAGCUGGGAGUUUUGUGCAUAUACACUUUGACAGGGGCACCUCCACCAUGACAUGAGGAUGACAUGAGGGACAGUUUGGUGACAGAUCACCAGCUGGAAAAGGGGCUAUUCACCAACCCCCUCUGGGUGGUCAGCCGGACCCAACCCAACUCCCACACAACUUGCCUAGACUGUAAGGUAUUGGUUUCUCUAGGAGGAGGCUGUGGGAAACUAUUGAACCCAGGUAGACAAUGUCCAUUCCCAGCCUGCAUCAACUGAACAGGUUACUCUGUUGUAGAAGGUGAUGAGGUUUGUCAAGCACGAUUUGCUCCUGGGGAAUCUGUGCUGGGGUUUUCCAGUCACGUGCUUGGUUUGACUUGUGAUAGCCUCCAGGAGGGUUUGCUCCAUUAUCUUUGCUCCACCAUCAUCCAGGAUGAUUCACUCCAUCAUCAUCUGAUGUAAGACUGAUGGCCCUAUAAUUUUCUGGAUCCUCCUUGAGCCUGUCUUGGGGUGAUGGGGGUGAUAUUAGCCACCUUCUAGUGUUUCAUAAUGUCCCUUGAUCUCCAUGACUUCUCCAAGAUGAUGGAGUGUGCCCUCUGUUGUUGCUGGUAGUGUCUGAUGGGACAGCCCUACAGCAGUUAUGAAAAAGGUUUAUUCUAAUGCAUUCAUUAUUUUGGAUGUCUCUUUCUUCUUGGAACACAGUCUGAAGCACCUUUAAAAAAGACAUGAAUUUAAAAGCUUCAAGCAUUUGAAAUGUAAUGUCAAAGUGAUUCAGUGUUAUUCUAUUAGAGUAAUUAAGUAUUGUAUUAAGUAAUAUGUAUAGUCUAUAUAGAGUAUUGUAUUAGAGUAAUUAAGCUUUUUUGUAUAGAGAGGUUUCUUCCAGUCUUGUCUUUACAAGGAAUAAAAUGAGAAAAUCAAUUCUCUGGCUCUUCUCACAGAGUUCAAAGUAGAUCAGCUCCCAGAAGCAAAGUCAUUAGAAGCUUAAGUGAAGUUUCCUUAACUCUG
Messenger RNA from Pezoporus occidentalis (night parrot), 3668 nucleotides. RefSeq names its product short chain dehydrogenase/reductase family 39U member 1 (gene SDR39U1). NCBI's taxonomy places the organism in Eukaryota, Metazoa, Chordata, Aves, Psittaciformes, Psittacidae. Bases 13 to 900 code for a protein of 295 amino acids. The record is from RefSeq and is a predicted model, not a curated record. The transcript has 6 exons.